Anthostomella pinea is the source of this 729-nucleotide messenger RNA. Lineage: Eukaryota; Fungi; Ascomycota; Sordariomycetes; Xylariales; Xylariaceae. The record is from the annotation of a GenBank genome assembly.
AUGGAUUAUCAGAAUCGCGCCGGCUCCAAGUUUGGUGGCGGUGGUGUGGCCUCGUACAGCGCGACGAAUGCGGAUCGUCGUGAGCGCCUGCGCAAGCUCGCCCUCGAGACCAUUGAUCUGGACAAGGACCCUUACUUCUUCCGAAACCACGUCGGCUCGUUCGAAUGUCGCCUCUGCUUGACCGUCCACCAGAAUGACGGCUCCUACCUCGCCCAUACCCAGGGCAAGAAGCACCAGACGAAUCUGGCACGCCGCGCCGCCCGCGAGCAGAAGGAGGGCAAGGGCCAGCUCGAUCCCAACACAGGGCUGCCGGUUGGUGUCGUGGGCGCAGGCUUUGGCGCGGGUAUGAUUCGACGGAACGUGGUGAAGAUCGGCCGUCCCGGAUACAGAAUCACAAAGGUGCGGGACCAGGUAACGCGACAACAGGGCCUGCUCUUUCAGCUGCAGUACCCCGAGAUCAGCCAGGGCGUCACGCCCAAGGUCCGCUUCAUGAGCGCCUUUGAGCAGCGCGUCGACGACCCCCCGGACAAGAACUACCAGUACAUGCUCGUCGCCGCUGAGCCGUACGAGACCUGCGGCUUUAAGCUUCAGGCGCGGGAGAUCGACCGCACCGGCGAUCGCUACUGGACAUGGUGGGACGCCGACCUCAAGGAGUUCUGGGUGCAGGUCAUGUUCCUGACGGAGCGCGAGGAGAGAUAUGUCGGCGUGCCUGGAUUGCCCGGAAGAUAA